This is a messenger RNA of Talaromyces rugulosus, 1338 nucleotides long. RefSeq lists its product as uncharacterized. The record is from RefSeq and is a predicted model, not a curated record. Gene Ontology annotation, biological process: fungal-type cell wall organization. Gene Ontology annotation, cellular component: cell surface; fungal-type cell wall. Bases 1 to 1338 code for a protein of 445 amino acids. The transcript is spliced from 2 exons. Lineage: Eukaryota; Fungi; Ascomycota; Eurotiomycetes; Eurotiales; Trichocomaceae.
AUGAAGCUCUCUGCAACCCUUACUCUCGCUGCUGCGGGCUCGCUCGCCGCUGCCCAGGGUGGACACCGCCGUGUCCACCGUCAUCAGCACAAGCGUGAUGUCGCCACUACCGUCGUCGACGAGGUCGUCACCGUUUACCAGCUUGAUGGUACUCCUGUCCCAAUCGCCGACGUUUGCAAGGGUAUCAAGGAUGGUGACUACAAAUGGGCCGCUGGUCAGGGUCCCUCCGAUGCCUGCGAAUCCAAGACUAGUGCCACGGUGAAGCCUCACGAAUUCCUCGAGACUCCCACUUCUACCGCAGUCCCGACCACGUCGACAACCUCAACCUCGACUGCCGUUCCCACCACUUCCUCGACUCCUCCUCCUCCUCCUACCACCACGAGCACUAGCACCACGAGCACCAGCACCAGUACCAGCACUACCACUACCUCUACUAGUACUUCUUCUCCUGCGCCUUCCCCCACUGCAACGUCUACUUCAAGCUCCAGCGGUGGCACUGGUGUUACUGCUUCUUUCCCCGACGGAGAGCUUUCUUGUGAUACCUUCCCAUCGGAUUACGGUGCUAUCGCUCUUGACUACUUCAACAUCGGAGGAUGGAGUGGUAUUCAGUACCCAACUCUGAACACCCUCGGAACUCUGGUGGAGUCGAUUGUCACUGCUGUCAGUGGACAAAGCUGCACCGAAGGCGCCAUGUGCUCUUACCAGUGCCCACCUGGUUACUUGAAGUCUCAGUGGCCGUCUACCCAGGGUGCCACUGGCCAGUCCGUCGGUGGUGUCACUUGCAAGGGUGGCAAGCUGCACCGUACCAACACUGACCACGAGACCCUCUGUGUCGCUGGUGUUGAGGGUGUCACUGUUGAGAACCAGUUGGGUCAGGUUGUUUCCGUCUGCCGUACCGACUAUCCCGGUACCGAGAGUGAAACCCUUCCUCUUGAACUGGCCUCGGGCGCGAGCGAACAGCUCGCCAACCCCGACCAAUCUUCCUACUUCUACUGGGAGGGCAAGCCUACAACUGCUCAAUACUACAUUAACCCUGCUGGAUACCAGGCAGAUCAGGCAUGCACCUGGGGUACCUCAGCCAAACCUAUCGGUAACUUCGCCCCGAUGAACAUGGGUGUUGGUUACUCGGACGGGGUUACCUACCUCUCGAUCUUCCCCAAUGCGCCCACCACCGACGCGAAAUUGAAGUACAAUGUCAAGUUCGAGGGAGACGUCAGCCCAUCUUGCUAUUACGACGCUAGCUCCGCGACUUACUACAAGGACGGUGUUCCCAACACUAGUGAGGGCUGCACGGUGGGAGUUCCUGAGGGUGGCAGUGCCAAGGUCAUCUUCCACUAG